Molecule: messenger RNA, 26559 nt
Organism: Coregonus sp. 'balchen'
Lineage: Eukaryota; Metazoa; Chordata; Actinopteri; Salmoniformes; Salmonidae
Source: the annotation of a GenBank genome assembly
CCAGAAUCAAAAGUGAAACUAAACUGAUAGGCUACCCGCCGCACCCACAGUGAAUAUAUUUGUUAUUCGCCAGUUGCCAGUUUAAGUUGUUAAGGCAGUAUGGCAGAAGCAUACGCAUUUGCGCUGCUUGUUGAGUUGAAGGGGAAUCCCAAUAUUCCCAAACUGAAAAACAAGUUGGUAAAAUAUUUCCAAAGUAAAAAGUCUAAUGGUGGUGAUUGUCUCGUGGAAUACGAAGAUGGACAAGAAGCAGUAGUGCGGUUCAAAACUGAGGAGGGUAAGUUAUAGCAAUUGCAAAUGCUUCUUUUAUUAAAUGGCCUGUAUCACUUAACGUUAUUGGUUAGACAUUACAUUCAACCAAUGUUAGGGACAGAUCGAAAUGUACUUGUGCAUAACCUCCCCCUCAUAGAAUUAACUCAAAAUAAUGUUUACAACCACAAAUAAUAACUGUAGCGACCCUGUGUUUAUAAACGUGGAUAUUGACUUUUACACUUCAGCGUUCUUUUGUGGCACAGUCGAUUCCACGCAGGGCUACGGGUUCGCCGAAAACCAUGGACUAGCUCACGCUCCCUGCCCUUUUCAUUACACAAUGAUAAGAGUCAGCUACCGACAAUGAUCAGCUAUGGGGAAAUAAGAUUUUCAACAUUUUGAUGCUGUAUUUUUGUAUUGUAUAAAAUAUAUGCAACGAAUUUUCCACCAACAGGUUUCUGUGCCAAUGCACCACACAACCAAUAGCUUCAAUAUCACAGGAGGUUGGUGGCACCUUUAUUGGGGAGGACGGGCUCAUGGUAAUGGCUGGAGCGGAAUCGAUGGAAUGGUAUCAAAUACAUCAAACACAUUAACUCCGUUCCAGCCAUUAUUAUGAGCCGUCCUCCCCUCAGCAGCCUCCAUUGUUCAAUAUCAUGGUUUGCGUUUUCAUUUUCAACACCACAAUGAAAUAGACCAGGGUUCCCCAACUGGCAGCCCGUGAGCCGAAUUUGGCCUGCGGGUUGUUUUAUUUGGCCCCCCCAUGUUUUCUGAGGCAGAAAAAUAAAAAUAUAUUUGUAAUUUUCAUUGUUGGACAUAAAAAAAAAUAAUACACCAGGAAAUCAGCUCCAAGGGAUUUUAAUUUGGGAAAUCUGUUCCCAAGUAUUUCCACGUAUAAUAGAGAGACACGUGAUCAUACACAAAUGUAAGCAAGGUUUGAAAUUAUUAUGUUUUAGUCAAAUAUUAUAUCUGUUUGGGCUUCUUGUGGUCAAUUUGUCUCCAGUCUACAAAUUAUUUGUAAUUAUGUUCCAGCCCCCGACCAUCCACUCAAGAAAAAAAUCGUUAUUCAAGUGACAUUUUCACUGCAGCAUAGAGUAGAAUAUUGUACUCAAUUGAGAGCAAAUAUUCAUUACAUUGUGGUGUUGUAGGCUAAACAAGAUCUCUAAACAAGAUCCCUAAACAAGAUCCCUAAACAAGAUCAAUAGGGGAGCUUUUCAUGCCUAUCAGCUAUUCCUCUUUGUUAUGUGGAUUUAUAUUGAAAAUUGGUGCAGCUUUGAAUGUGUGGUAUGAUUGCUAGUUAGCCUAUUGCAGAUCUGGACAAUCCACCUACCAUUAUUGUCACUAUGAAUGGUGGAUAGAGGGCAGGAUAGUCAGACUGGUAGACGAUAUUGACCUGUGGUAUAGUAACAGUUAGCGUGCGAAAAAGCGUAGUGAAUAAGGGAAGUACCAUAACACCUUGAUGUAGGGGAGGCGCAUGCAAGCAGAUGAGGAAAUCUGGCGAGGAUGGAAGAAAUUAUAUAGUAAAACCUGCAAAAGGGCGAAUGUAAACCAGGCCAAAAACAGAGUACCCUCCCCUAUGCCCAAUAAAAAACCACACAACCCUCCCCAAAGUAAAGAAAAAAGCACCCUUCCCCUUAUUUUGGACCCCCUCCCCAGUAAAUGAUGAACUGUCCCUUACAUUGUUAUUACAUUGUUAAUUUACAUUGUCACAAAUCCCCUGUAUUCAUGGCUGAAUGUGUUUUGAACAUUGCGUCAGUAGUAGCGGUUCUUUUCUGUCCCAUGCACAGUCAGGCAGAGAGUUCUUGAGAAGCAGGAUCACGAGAUCAGGUUGGAUCGAGGGGUGCUGAAACUGACCAUUGGUCUGCCAUCAGAUGAGGUCACAAAGAGUGCACAGGUCAGUAGUGUCCUGAUUAUGUGAAACAUAGGCUAUUCCUCCCUCUUACAGCCAGAUGGUGCAGAUGCACCACCAGUUCCCUAUUUUUCCCCGCUGAGUCUUUUUUUCUGUAUGUUUCACAGAUUUAACAGGGACAAUUUUAUAGCCAAUCAUGUGACUAUGUUGGCCAAUCUCAAUGCUCUACCAAAACAUGACUUUACAAAACAGGCAACAGUUUGUAACAUAAUAAAUAACACAAUCUUUUUUGUUUGUUUAGGAAACACAGUCUCCUAUCACCUCAGGCAAGUACAAAACAUUGUAUCUUUUGAUAGUUGUUUGUCAGCUAAACAAGCAGGCAAUAUUAUACACUCAUAUUAAACUAUUCAACAUGCCUUACUAUGCAAACAUUUGUGUUAUUACAAGAAAUUGUGGUAUUAUAAGAUGUUACAUAUACACUGAGUGUACAAAACAUUAAGAACACCUGCUCUUUCCAUGACAUAGACUGACCAGGUGAAUCCAGGUGAAAGCUAUGAUCCCUUAUUGAUGUCACUUGUUAAAUCCACUUCAAUCAGUGUAGAUGAAGGGGAGGAGACCGGUUAAAGAAGGAUUUUUAAGCCUUGAGACAAUUGAGACUUGGAUUGUGUAUGUGUGCCAUUCAGAGGGUGAAUGGGCAAGACAAAAGAUUUAAGUGCCUUUGAACAGGGUAUGGUAGUAGGUGCCAGACGUACCGGUUUGUGUCAAGAACUGCAACGCUGCUGGGUUUUUCACGCUCAACAGUUUCCCAUGUGUAUCAAGAAUGGUCCACGACCAAAAGGACAUCAGCCAACUUGACACAACUGUGGGAAGCAUUGGAGCCAACAUGGGCCAGCAUCCCUGUGGAAUGCUUUAGACACCUUGUAUAGUCCAUGCCCCGACGAAUUUAGGCUGUUCUGAGGGCAAAAGGGGGGGGGUGCGAAUAUUAGGAAGGUAUUCUUUAUGUUUUAUAUACUCAGUGCAUGUUCUUACAUGCUUACAUGUUAUAAAGCAUAACACCUGCAGGCUUUAAGUAAAGUGAUACCCACAAUUCAGCAGGUAAUAGGGAGCCAAUUGACAGCCAGCUCAUGGCAUCAGCUAAGAGGAAGGCAGAGGCUGAUGCUCCUCAGCAGGAAUUACUAGGCUUCAAAAAGCAAGCUGUUGGUUAGUAGGUUUAUGUUAAACCUCAAAUAAAUCAGAUCCCAGUAUUUCUGGAGGGUUGUGGGGGAUUCCUAUUGGUUUGCAUCUGAAGACCAGAUUGUGGUCAGAAUGAAUUUUUUUCGUUUAUUGGGCUGUUCGCAAUAAGAACAUUUGAAAGGGUUAAAUGGGUCCCAGUACAACGUUUUGGGAACCACUAGUGUAUGUGAAAGGAAUGUUUUCUAGAAUUAUACAUAAAAGUAUAUAAUGGUUAACUAUACAACACAAAAGUUUGCAUUCUAUAUCAUGGUUAAGUUAACAUACUAUAACUGAUUUGGCUAAGCAGUGGUUAAUAAUACAUUGAGAAAGUUGUAGUACAGUUGUUGUAGUAGAAUUCAACAAAGUAGUUGUAGUCACCUCCAAAAAUACAUGGUCUUAUCAUUCUCAGCUGCUACUGAUUCAAAAGACUUACCUAAGAGUGGGGAUGGAGAUGGACACACUCCCCUUACUGAGCCACAGACAGAGAUGGAGAUUGAACCGAUGGAAGUCGAGGAAAAGCUGGUAUCCACCUCAGCCGUGUUGGGGAACAUUGAGGAGAGCAUGAACAAGGAGUUCCUGGAGAUGCUGAUAGAGAACAUCCUGAGUGCGUAUAACACCUCUGGUUCUGACUCUCCUACUGCAACACAAACCUUCAGUCUGGAGAUCCUGCCACCUGUCCUAGACACCGGCCUGGCUGUGGUGACUUUCCAAAAUGGAAAAGGUAAAAAAUAAUAAUUUGUUGUUUUUCCAUCUUAAAGAUAGAAUCACCAUUAUGACAUUGCCAUGAGCAGCACCACAGAUAUUGCGAUGAGGGCGAUGCAAGACUUUGCUCUCACACAUUCACAUAGAGUAUGUGCGCAUGUGCACAGGUUUGGUUCACGCUGCUACAACAUGGAAGCUACGAGACUAAAACAGCUGAGAAGUUUUGCCUCGCUCUUCAACGCUCUUAGUUGUUGCGGAAAUUAACCCACUACUGCUGUUUACUUUGUGCAUCUACACCAUCCCGCUGAGUCUACCUUUAAUAUCAUUUACUGUUUGUAAAUCUUCUGCUAAAUGACUCACAUGUAAAUACAAUUUUGAGAGGUGUAGAAUUCUAUCCUUUACAUACAAGUCACCAAAGACACAGAAUAUUUACUGAAUGUUAUGACUUAUAGCAUCUCUUGUAAACAAGAACAUAUCUCAACAACAUACUCUACUACUUCUCUUAUUUGUCAGAGACUGAGAACUUCAUCACCAACUGCAACAGCAACAGGAUGUUCAGACAGAAACAACUAUCUGUUAAACUCCUGGAACUCACCACAAAAGUGAAAGUUGAAAACAUAAAUCCAAAUGUUAGUUCAGACCACCUCCAACUGUUAUUUGGAAAAGGGGGCGAGGAAGUGGAAGACGCUGAAAUGAAUGAAGAGGACCAAUCAGCAAUCCUCACCUUUCAAGAUCCUAAAGGUAAAAACAGUACUAAGGGACAGCAGAACGAUUUUUCAUAGGGGGUGCAGGGGGAAAAAAUGUACGCCUUAUUUAGGUAUGUUUCUGCUAAUAAUGAUUUACUAUUUGUUACUCAACUUGUCUAUAAUUAGAUAGGCUACAUGCAGCUUCUCUUCUGUCAUAACUUGUUGCCCUAGAAGACUAACUAAAUCGGUACCUACAAGAAUACAUUUCAUGAAUCGAUAGAAUUAAUAUAUCAAUACUCUAGUUGACAUCGAUAAAGUAGUUGUCUCUCUUCCGUUUCUGCUUCUCGAGUAGCGAUGACUUUUAGGGACGAAAAUCUAACACAGGAAGGAUUCCUGAUUCCAGAAAUGUUCACCUCUUUUAAGGAAAUUAAGGCUGUGAACGAUCUAACUUGUUUCAGAUUUCAGUUUGUCUUGGAUGCAUAAUGUUAGUUGAUGAAAUAUUGUCAGAUUUGAUAAAAGUCAAAAUCGCUGCAAACAAUUUCACGUUUACACGCACGUGCAUUCAGAUGCUGAAAAAAAUUACUCAUAUUUCUCCCUCCUGUUCCUGAGAUAAAACGAACUGUUGGUGUGUCAUUUUACUGCAAUAAAUACUUAAUUCUCCAUUAGUUCAUUCUAUAUCUGGCUAUAUGUGAGAAGUUAGGUCUACAGUCAGUGUCCAGAUUUCAGUUACUAUUCCAUUAACACAUCUCAGGUUCUAAGGUGCAGUAGAGCACUGGGGCUACUUCUACUUCCUUGGUACUACAUAGUUAUGUUAUAUAUGUUAUGACAAAAUGAGGUUUCAAAAUGGAUGAGUAAUAAUCUAAUAUUUGGUGUGUUUUUUAUUAGCUGUUCACAGAGUCCUAGAGAAGACACAUUACAUCGAGAAGCAGCCUCUCAAGGCUUUCCCCUUCUAUGAUUCUCUGGGAACGGCCUUGUACGGCAAAGACAGACCCACAUUGAAACUCCCUUCUGCCUUCACCGUAAACAUCGACCAGGCCAUUUGGAGAUACCUGUGUGACAACCAGGAAGCUGCAGAGACCAUCCACAAGGAAAUGACCGAACACUUCUGCAAAGUAAACUUCCAACAACCUACCAUCAAGUUAAGCCCGCUGCCAUCUCUACUCAAACAGAAGGGUGUGAAACCCAAGCACUUACAACAAUGGAAGGACACCACCAAAGUUGCCUUAAUCCAAGCCUUGUCUAACUUCAAAUCGUUGGAGCUCCAGGUUCAGGACACUGCAUGGGAAGAGUCUAAAGGGGAGAUCCUCAAGGUGGUGUCCGGGGAGGCUGUGAUGGUAGUCCAUGAUGAGGCCAGAGGUGUUCUGGCAGUGGUGGGAUUGGUAGAAGAUGUGGACCGGCUCAGGCAGACACUGGAUGGGAUCAUGGACAGGAUUACUAGAAGAAUCGAGAGGGAGAAGACAAGCAUAACAGAGGAGUUCCCCCUGGUUCCAUCUAUCUACCAUGUACUGUUGCAAGAUGGCCUGCUGGACAAGAUUGUCGGUGAAUUCCCAGAGUUGAAGCUGACGUAUAAUCAAGAGAGCCAGAGUGUGACCAUCUACGGGUUGAUGCAAGAGGUGUUGGGUGCUAACAGAAAGCUUGCAGGUCAAGUAGUAGCCCUGAAACGAAGGCUGGUGGAAUUGGACGACUACGUCCUUGAGUUCCUGCAGGAGGAAAACCAGGAAAAGCUAACCAGUUCCCUUCUCACCUUACAGAGCAUCAAUGCAGCGCUAGAAAUAGAGAGAAAAGGAGUGCAGAUUCUGGCUGUCUCUGAGGAGGCCCUGAGCGAAGCAGAACAUCAAUUGGAUACACUUUUGAUUUCUCAAUACAUAGAUGUAGAAGACUCCAAUCUCCUGAGGAUGUCCGAGUGGAAGGAUGUUGUCAACCGUUUGGAGGAAGCUUCAAACACUCCUUUCAGGAAAGUUAUGGUCCAGACAUCAGGUGCCUAUUCAGGACAACAAGUGGUAGUGUCUGGCUACAAGGAAACUGUUCUCUUAGUCCGGAAUGAACUGGAUGAUUUCUUACACCAAAACGCUCAUGUUGAUGAAACUAUCGAAGUGAAGCCUGAGGCUAUUGGUAAAUUCAUCCAGGAACAACACAGGGAUGCUUGGUCUGAUAGAGUCAGAGAUAGUGGAGUUAAAGUUUCUUUCAAUGAUGAGGCUAUUUACCUGAGUGGCACCAGAGUUCAUGUAACAGAUUGCAAGGCAUUAUUCGAAAACUUGGUAUCCUCCACAUUCUUUGACGCCUUAAGAGUGUCCAAGCCUGGAGCGAAGAAGUUCUUCCAGGACAAUGAGCCCAUGUAUGUUGCCACAGUCAUGAGUCAGACAGGCUGUGUGGUCCAGCUGGUUGAGGAAGAGUAUGAUGCCAAUGGCAGACAAGGCAUAAAGCUAGCAGGAGGAGGAAUGAAGCCUAUCUACCAGCUUCAAACACCUGAUGGGGUGGAGAUAGCCGUUUGCAAAGCAGACAUAUGCAAAUAUUCUGUAGACGCUGUUGUCAAUGCCGCCGCCCUGGACCUGAAGCACAGUGGAGGUCUUGCAGGAGCUCUUCUGGAUACUGCUGGCCCUCAACUGCAGGAUGAGUGCAACCAGAUAAUCAAGAACAAGGGUCAGCUCAAGCCAGGGGACAGUGUUAUCACUGGUGCAGGAGGGAAGCUCCGCUGCAAGCACAUCAUUCAUGCAGUGGGACCCAGGUUUGACAAGGCAAACCCCCAGAAGGCCAUGGGACAGUUGAGGAGGGCGGUGAAAGGGAGUCUGGAUCUAGCAGAGACCCACAACUGCCUGUAUGUGGCUCUUCCUGCUAUUAGCUCCGGGAAUCUAGGCUUUCCUCUGACCCUGUGUGCAGAAACCAUUGUCAAAGCGGUUAAAGAACACUGUGACGACAAGUUUGGGGACAACACUCUGAAGAAGAUCCAUCUGGUGAACAAUGAUGACAAGACGGUCCAGGCUAUGGAGGCAGCGGUGCUGAAGGUGUUUGGGAGCCAUGGGACUAGUCAUCCACGAGAGAAUCGACCCACCAUAGCUACACACAGCCAGCCUGGUCGUCGGACUCAACUCACAAGCGGUUCUGACAGAGUGCAGACCAAAGAGGGGCUGGCUAUUGUCCUGAUGAAAGGGAAUAUCCAAGAUGCUGUGGUAAAUUGUUUCCAAUGUUACUUUGGCUCCCUUUGAUUGUAUAAAUCUCAAUAGUCUUAGUGAAAAAUGUCUUAGAUUUCAUGAAGAUAAAAUCAGAAGAGCCAAUAAUUUUGUGUAGUCAGACAUUAACCCUUUUGGUGUUGAGGUACCAUAUACAAGUUGUAAUUGAAUGACAACCCAGUUUCUAAUCAGUUACAUGCAACUUGAAGAUUUUCAUAGAUCUGUUUCAAGUUUAUUUGUCAUGUGUAAACAAAUACAUUUGAAGUUUAACUCUUAAAUGAUCUUACUGUUACAGACUGAAGUUGUGGUCAACACCGUGGGUGAUGACCUAGCACUUAACCAUGGUGCAGUCUCCAACGCCAUCCUCGCCGCUGCUGGCCCCCAACUUCAGACUCUGGUAAACCAACAGGGCAGUGCCGGAAGGGCUGGGGAAGUCAUCAUCACCACUGGCUGCAACCUGAAGAGCAAGCGGGUGUUUCAUACCAUCGCCCCUCACUGGGACAAUGGACAAGGAGCACCACAGAAGGUAGAUUGUGUUGUUCCAUAUCUAAGGAUAUAUAGUUUCAUUUGUUGUGUAUUUGUACUGUAUUUGUUGUGUACAGUGCAUUUGGAAAGUAUUCAGACCCCUUCCCUUCUUCCACAUUUUGUUACGUUACAGCCUUAUUCUAAAAUUGCUUAAACAAUACCCCAUAAUGACAAAGCUAAAACAGGUUUUUAUACAUUUUUACAAAUUUAUAAAAAAUAGAAAACAGAAAUACCUUAUUUACAUAAGUAUUCAGACCCUUUGCUAUGAAACUCGAGCUCAGGUGCAUCCUGUUUCCAUUGAUCAUCCUUGAGAUGUUUCUACAACUUGAUUGGAGUCCACCUGUGUUCAAUUCAAUUGAUUGGACAUGAUUUGGAAAGGCACACAUCUGUCUAUAUAAGGUCCCACAGUUGUCAGUGCAUGUCAGAGCAAAAAGCAAGCCAUGAGGUCGAAGGAAUUGUCCGUAGAGCUCUGAGACAGGAUUGUGUUGAGGUACAUAUCUGGGGAAGGGUACCAAAAUAAUUCUGCAUCAUUGAAGGUUCCCAUGAACACAGUGGCCUCCAUCAUUCUUAAAUGGAAGAAGUGUGGAGCUACCAAGACUCUUCCUAGAGCUGGCCGCCCGGCCAAACUGAGCAAUUGGGGGUGAAGGGCCUUGGUCAGGGAGGUGACCAAGAACCCGAUGGUCACUCUGACAGAGCUCCAGAGUUCCUCUGUGGAGAUGGAAGAACCUUCCAGAAGGACAACCAUCUCUGCAGCACUCCACAAAUCAGGCCUUUAUGGUAGAGUGGCCAGACGGAAGCCACUCCUCAGUAAAAGGCACGACAGCCCACUUGGAGUUUGCCAAAAGGCACCUAAAGGACUCUCAGACCAUGAGAAACAAGAUUCUCUGGUCUGAUGAAACCAAGAUGAAACUCUUUGGCCUGAAUGCCAAGCGUCACGUCUGGAGGAAACCUGGCACCAUCCCUACAGUGAAGCAUGAUGAUGGCAGCAUCAUGCUGUGGGGAUGUUUUUCAGUGGCAGGGACUGGGAGACUAGUCAGGAUUUAGGGAAAGAUGAAUGGAGCAAAGUACAGAGAGAUCGUUGAUGAAAACCUGCUCCAGAGCGCUCAGGACCUCAGACUGGGGUGAAGGUUCACCUUCCAACAGGACACCCUAAGCACACAGCCAAGACAACGCAGGAGUGGCUUGGGGACAAGUCUCUGAAUGUCCUUGAGUGGCCCAGCCAGAACCCGGACUUUAACCCGAUCGAUGGGGAGACCUGAAAAUAGCUGUGCAGCGACGCUCCCCAUCCAACCUGACAGAGCUUGAGAGGAUCUGCAGAGAAGAAUGGGAGAAACUCCCCCAAAAAUGGUUUGCCAUGCUUGUAGCGUCAUACCCAAGAAGACUCAAGGCUGUAAUCGCUGCCAAAGGUGCUUCAACAAAGUAUUGAGUAAAGGGUCUGAAUACUUAUGUAAAUGUGAUGUUACAGUUUUAUUUUAUUUUAUACAUUUGCCCCCAAAAAAACACAACUGUUUUUGCUUUGUCAUUAUGGGGUAUUGUGUGUAGAUUGAUGAGGGGAGGAAAAAACAAUUUAAUCCAUUUUAGAAUAAGGCUGUAAUGUAAAAAAUUUGGAGAAAGUCAAUGGGUCUGAAUACUUUCCAAAUGCACUGUAUAUAAAAUGUCUACUCAAUGUAAAAAAUGUAAUGUCCGACACUUGAUAAAAUGAACUAUCCCUAGGUACGAUAUACUAGGUCAGGGCUCUCCAACCCUGUUCAUGGAGAGUUUUCACUCCAUCCUCAGUUGUAGCUAACCUGAUACAGGUCAUCAACCAGCUAAUUAUAACAGGUGCGCUAGAUAAGGGUUGGAGUGAAAACCUACAGGUUGGUAGCUCUCCAGGAACAGGGUUGGAGUGCCCUGUACUACAUAGUAUAAAACCAUGUGUCUUACUGAUGUGUCUAACUGACAUGUACCUAGAUAUUGAGCGGGAUCGUGAAAGAGUGCUUGGGUGAGGCAGAGCAGCAGGGACUCAUCUCGAUGACCUUCCCUGCCAUCGGCACGGGAAACCUGGGCUUCCCCAAAGACCUGGUGGCCUCUCUGAUGCUGGAUGAAGUCCUCAAGUUUAGCAGUAAGAAGAACCCCAAGCACCUGAAGGAGGUGGUCUUCAUCCUCCACCCAGGUGAUGCACCGACGAUCCAGGUAAGGAAAAGAGUUCGAUAAAACUACUGUCAAAUGUAAAACCCUUUUCUGAUUCAAGGUGCAAUUAGUUUCAAGGUUUGUAAGUUUACCUCUUUUAAUCGCUUCUAACUUUGCUCACAGGCUUUCACUGAUGAAUUUAACAAAAGGUUUACUACACAGUCGGGAAUGUCAAGGGGCUCAGCAGCAUCCAGUCAACAGAGUAAAGGUAUGUUCAUAAUAAUAUUAAUAUAUGCCAUUGAAAUAUGUUAAUAAUUUAAAUAUUUAGCAGACACUUUUAUCCAAAGCGACUUACGGUCAUGCGGGCAUGCGUUUUAUGAAUGGGUAGUCCUGGGAAUUGAACACACUAUCUUGGCUAUCUUGCUCUACCAACUGAGCUAUGGAGGACUACGUGAUUCAUAUAUCUAUAUUUUGACAAAUUAUGGUUUCCUACUUUAGCUUCUGAUGCAGUUACUUGUUUCCCAUAUUACUGCCGGGGGGCGAAAUGGGUGCGUCCCUUUGAUAUUUGAAGUAGAAAUUAUGCAUCAAUAUUGAAUUUUAAAUGCCUAUUAUAAUAAUUGAGGUGCACUUUAAUAUAGACCACAUGGAAAAUUCAAUAAAUAAAAUAAUGGACCAUUCCACCAAGCAGGUGACAUGUUUGGGUCUUCUGAACUGAAUGGUGGAAAGGGAAGUACAGUGAGGGAAUAAAGUAUUUGAUCCCCUGCUGAUUUUGUAUGUUUGCCCACUGACAAAGAAAUGAUCAGUCUAUAAUUUUAAUGGUAGGUUUAUUUGAACAGUGAGAGACAGAAGAACAACAAAAAAAUCCAGAAAAACGCAUGUCAGAAAUGUUAUAAAUUGAUGAGGGAAAUAAGUAUUUGACCCCCUCUCAAUCAGAAAGAUUUCUGGCUCCCAGGUGUCUUUUAUACAGGUAACGAGCCGAGAUUAGGAGCACACUCUUAAAGGGAGUGCUCCUAAUCUCAGUUUGUCACCUGUAUAAAAGACACCUGUCCACAGAAUCAAUCAAUCAAUCAGAUUCCAAACUCUCCACCAUGGCCAAGACCAAAGAAGCUCUCCAAGGAUGUCAGGGACAAGAUUGUAGACCUACACAAGGCUGGAAUGGGCUACAAGACCAUCGCCAAGCAGCUUGGUGAGAAGGUGACAACAGUUGGUGCAAUUAUUCGCAAAUGGAAGAAACACAAAAGGACUGUCAGUCUCUCUCUGCCUGGGGCUCCAUGCAAGAUCUCACCUCGUGGAGUUGCAAUGAUCAUGAGAAUGGUGAGGAAUCAGCCCAGAACUACACAGGAGGAUCUUGUCAAUGAUCUCAAGGCAGCUGGGACCAUAGUCACCAAGAAAACAAUUGGUAACACACUACGCCGUGAAGGACUGAAAUCCUGCAGCGCCCGCAAGGUCCUCCUGCUCAAGAAAGCACAUAUACAGGGCCGUCUGAAGUUUGCCAAUGAACAUCUGAAUGAUUCAGAGGAGAACUGGGUGAAAGUGUUGUGGUCAGAUGAGACCAAAAUCAAGCUCUUUGGCAUCAACUCAACUCGCUGUGUUUAGAGGAGGAGGAAUGCUGCCUAUGACCCCAAGAACACCAUCCCCACUGUCAAACAUGGAGGUGGAAACAUUAUGCUUUGGGGGUGUUUUUCUGCUAAGGGGACAGGACAACUUCACCGCAUCAAAGGGAUGAUGGACGGGGCCAUGGACCGUCAAAUCUUGGGUGAGAACCUCCUUCCCUCAGCCAGGGCAUUGAAAAUGGGUCGUGGAUGGGUAUUUCAGCAUGACAAUGACCCAAAACACACGGCCAAGGCAACAAAGGAGUGGCUCAAGAAGAAGCACAUUAAGGUCCUGGAGUGGCCUAGCCAGUCUCCAGACCUUAAUCCCAUAGGAAAUCUGUGGAGGGAGCUGAAGGUUCGAGUUGCCAAACGUCAGCCUCGAAACCUUAAUGACUUGGAGAAGAUCUGCAAAGAGGAGUGGAACAAAAUCCUUCCUGAGAUGUGUGCAAACCUGGUGGCAAACUACAAGAAACGUCUGACCUCUGUGAUUGCCAACAAGGGUUUUGCCACCAAGUACUGUUUUGCAGAGGGGUCAAAUACAGUGGGGAAAAAAAGUAUUUAGUCAGCCACCAAUUGUGCAAGUUCUCCCACUUAAAAAGAUGAGAGAGGCCUAUAAUUUUCAUCAUAGGUACACGUCAACUAUGACAGACAAAUUGAGAAAAAAAAUCCAGAAAAUCACAUUGUAGGAUUUUUAAUGAAUUUAUUUGCAAAUUAUGGUGGAAAAUAAGUAUUUGGUCAACUACAAACAAGCAAGAUUUCUGGCUCUCACAGACCUGUAACUUAUUCUUUAAGAGGCUCCUCUGUCCUCCACUCGUUACCUGUAUUAAUGGCACCUGUUUGAACUUGUUAUCAGUAUAAAAGACACCUGUCCACAACCUCAAACAGUCACACUCCAAACUCCACUAUGGCCAAGACCAAAGAGCUGUCAAAGGACGCCAGAAACAAAAUUGUAGACCUGCACCAGGCUGGGAAGACUGAAUCUGCAAUAGGUAAGCAGCUUGGUUUGAAGAAAUCAACUGUGGGAGCAAUUAUUGGGAAAUGGAAGACAUACAAGGCCACUGAUAAUCUCCCUCGAUCUGGGGCUCCACGCAAGAUCUCACCCCGUGGGGUCAAAAUGAUCACAAGAACGGUGAGCAAAAAUCCCAGAACCACACGGUGAAUGACCUGCAGAGAGCUGGGACCAAAGUAACAAAGCCUACCAUCAGUAACACACUACGCCGCCAGGGACUCAAAUCCUGCAGAGCCAGACGUGUCGCCCUGCUUAAGCCAGUACAUGUCCACGCCCGUCUGAAGUUUGCUAGAGUGCAUUUGGAUGAUCCAGAAGAGGAUUGGGAGAAUGUCAUGUGGUCAGAUGAAACCAAAAUAGAACUUUUUGGUAAAAACUCAACUCGUCGUGUUUGGAGGACAAAGAAUGCUGAGUUGCAUCCAAAGAACACCAUACCUACUGUGAAGCAUGGGGGUGGAAACAUCAUGCUUUGGGGCUGUUUUUCUGCAAAGGGACCAGGACGACUGAUCUGUGUAAAGGAAAGAAUGAAUGGGGCCAUGUAUCGUGAGAUUUUGAGUGAAAACCUCCUUCCAUCAGCAAGGGCAUUGAAGAUGAAACGUGGCUGGGUCUUUCAGCAGGACAAUGAUCCCAAACACACCGCCCGGGCAACGAAGGAGUGGCUUCGUAAGAAGCAUUUCAAGGUCCUGGAGUGGCCUAGCCAGUCUCCAGAUCUCAACCCCAUAGAAAAUCUUUGGAGGGAGUUGAAAGUCCGUGUUGCCCAGCGACAGCCCCAAAACAUCACUGCUCUAGAGGAGAUCUGCAUGGAGGAAUGGGCCAAAAUACCAGCAACAGUGUGUGAAAACCUUGUGAAGACAUACAGAAAACGUUUGACCUGUGUCAUUGCCAACAAAGGGUAUAUAACAAAGUAUUGAGAAACUUUUGUUAUUGACCAAAUACUUAUUUUCCACCAUAAUUUGCAAAUAAAUUCAUUAAAAAUCCUACAAUGUGAUUUUCUGGAUUUUUUUGUCUCAUUUUGUCUGUCAUAGUUGAUGUGUACCUAUGAUGAAAAUUACAGGCCUCUCUCAUCUUUUUAAGUGGGAGAACUUGCACAAUUGGUGGCUGACUAAAUACUUUUUUUCCCCACUGUACUUAUUUCCCUCAUUAAAAUGCAAAUUGAUUUAUAACAUUUUUGACAUGCGUUUUUCUGGAUUUUGUUGUUGUUAUUCUGUCUCUCACUGUUCAAAUAAACCUACCAUUAAGAUUAUAGACUGAUCAUGUCUUUGUCAGUGGGAAAACGUACAAAAUCAGCAGGGGAUCAAAUACUUUUUUCCUCACUGUAAGUCUUGUCUCUCUUCUUGGUCUAUUUAUAAUUGUUUUAUCAUCUUUGACUGAGGUGGUGGAGCUCAACACGUCAACCCUGUUCGCUUAAUUAAUGUUAGGAAAACUUAAAUUUGAUUGAACUUUCAUUAUGUGUAGAACAUAUGUAUAAUAUCUUCCCCUCCCCCCUCCGAAGCAUAGGCUACUGUACUGACGUUAGAAGCAUGAGAAGAUGGGGAGAGAUAUUUUUUUAUUAGCUAGAGAAGAAUGGAUUUACUUUUUCAACGCUAGUUAAGGACACUAUACGCCUAGUUAUCACAUUUCACGUUGGAUUAAUUAACUACAAAAUGGUAGGAUGUGAUAUAAACUAGUACCUUUUUUGGUUCAUAACUUUAUUUUGCUGGUCGGAACAGUGUAAUGGAAUGAAAAAAAUAGUGGUUCUGUUCAGAACUAAACGAUUGGAAACUAAUUUUGGUUCCAACCCUGGGAACGGAAGUGAACAUUUCGCCUGUUGUGGGAACUUACAUUUUUACGUUGCAGAGAGGUUCUGAGAACUUUUUUCUAUGGUUCCCUGAACAUUUUCCUGGGAGGUUUUAUUAACAUUCUGAGAAUGGAAAUUAGAGGUUAUUUACUAACGUUCUGAAAACCCGUUUCAAUAAGACUUUUAAUAACACUGCUAGUUUGGGUUAACUGUUUUGAACUCCAAGGACACAUGGAAAUUAAUUUGCUUAGGCAUUAAUCAUAUAAACACAUUUCUUUUUUGUGGCAUGGCGUCAGUGAGAUUCGAACCUAUGAUCUUCUGUUCUCUAUCCAUGGAAUUUAGCGUGCCAGGUUUUUAACUCAUACAAAGCUGUUCAUUUUAGUCUAUUAAAACACCCUAUUUCAAAGGAAACAAGCACUCAUUAAGAUCACAUUAAGAACACACUUAACAAGAUAGAAGAUGGAGAGAAUUCUGUUGAUGCUGAGAACGGAAUAUAUAUGUUUUUAAAUAACAUUCUUAGAACGUUAAUUGAAAGUUACUAAUGUUUUCUUGUGGUUUUUAUGGAAAGUUUUCUUAAUGUUCUGAGAACAUGACUAAAAAGAACUAUGAGGAAACCUGCAGAAAACGUAAUGCUAAAGUACUGAAAUUCCCAAAGAAGAACAUUGUUUCUUGAAAUUUGUAAUUUGAACGUUCUGAGAACAUGUCUUUAAAUAGAACCAUUAGGAAAUCUACAGAAAACAUUAUGCUGAAGUACUGAAAUUCCCACAGAAGAACGUUGUUUCUUAACGUUAAUUUAAAUAGAACAACAAGGAAACGUAUAGGAAACGUUAUGGGACAGUUGUGUGCAAAAUAACCAUAGGACAACCACACUCUCACCAAGCUCUCAGAAACAUAUGGAUCUCCAAAUGUUAUGUGCUAGCUGGGUGGUCCCAUGCUCUUCACCACAUGAGGAGUAAUGACCUAUCUUCACCCUGUUAUUGUCAAGCCUGUUAUAGGCCCAAGGGUAACUAUAUCAGUUUGAUAUUAUAUGUGAGUUUAUUUGUACAAGGGAUACUUGAUCAACGAGACAAUGUUGAAAGAAUAGAUAUUUAAAAGUGAAUUGCUUAAAAGUUUGCAUGUCCAAAAGGCAUCCAUUUUGUGGAACGACCCAGGUCCCUUAUGUAAUCGGCUUGACUUUUUCUCCCUCCUAACUAGGCCCUUUCUCUAAGAUCACUUCAAGCUCAGGGAUGCAUGAGACGAAGAUGGGAGGGGUUCUUAUACAGGUCAUCACAGGAGACAUCACCAAGGAGACCACUGAUGUCAUCGUCAACUCCUCCAAUAACACCUUCAGUCUCCAGUCAGGUAAAUCUAACCUUACUUCUGGCUCACUUCACUGGAGGUUCCCUGUUUUUCUGUACAUUACACAAUCUUUAACAUAGAAAAUAAUAGGGACUACCUAACCUUACAUUACAGAACAUUAUGGCUACGCUGUAUUUGCUAACUAUAAAGCUCCUCGUACACAAUUUUAUAACCCUGCUGUUCAUCUUAUACUUCCUUCUCCAGGGGUGUCUAAGGCCAUUCUGGAUGUGGCUGGUCAGACUGUGGUAGCGGAAUGCCAACAACUCGGUAAGAACCUCUACAGUUGAAGUCGGAAGUUUACAUACACUUAGGUUGGAGUCAUUAAAACUCGUUUUUCAACCACUCCACAAAUUCCUUGUUAACAAACUAUAGUUUUGGCAAGUCGGUUAGGACAUCUACUUUGUGCAUGACACAAGUAAUUAUUCCAACAAUUGUUUACAGACAGAUUAUUUCACUUAUACUUCAGUGUAUCACAAUACCAGUGGGUCAGAAGUUUACAUACACUAAGUUGACUGUGCCUUUAAACAGCUUGGAAAAUUCCAGAAAAUGAUGUCAUGGCUUUAGAAGCUUCUGAUAGGCUAAUUGACAUCAUUUGAGUCAAUUAGAGGUGGUCCAGUAGAUGUUUUUUAAGGCCUACCUUCAAACUCAGUGCCUCUUUGCUUGACAUCAUGGGAAAAUCAAAAGAAAUCAGCCAAGACCUCAGAAAAAAUAUUGUAGACCUCCACAAGUCUGGUUCAUCCUUGGGAGCAAUUUCCAAACGCCUGAAGGUACCACGUUCAUCUGUACAAACAAUAGUACGCAAGUAUAAACACCAUGGGACCACGCAGCUGUCAUACCGCUCAAGAAGGAGACGCGUUCUGUCUCCUAGAGAUGAACGUACUUAGGUGCGAAAAGUGCAAAUCAAUCCCAAAACAACAGCAAAGGACCUUGUAAAGAUGCUGGAGGAAACAGGUACAAUAGUAUCUAUAACCACAGUAAAACGAGUCCUAUAUCGACAUAAACUGAAAGGCCGCUUAGCAAGGAAGAAGCCACUGCUCCAAAACUGCCAUAAAAAAAAGCCAGACUUCGGUUUGCAACUGCACAUGGGGACAAAGAUCGAGAAAUGUCCUCUGUUCUGAUGAAACAAAAAUAGAACUGUUUGGCCAUAAUGACCAUCGUUAUGUUUGGAGGAAAAAGGGGGGAGGGGGUGCUUGCAAGCCGAAGAACACCAUCCCAACCGUGGCAAAAUGGCUUAAGGACAACAAAGUCAAGGUAUUGGAGUGGCCAUUACAAAGCCCUGACCUCAAUCCUAUAGAAAAUGUGUGAGCAGAAUUGAAAAAGCUUGUGCACGCAAGGAGGCCUACAAACCUGACACAGUUACACCAGCUCUGUCAGGAGGAAUGGGCCAAAAUUCACCCAACUUAUUGUGGGAAGCUUUUGGAAGGCUAACCGAAACGUUUGACCCAAGUUAAACAAUUUAAAGCCAAUGCUACCAAAAACUAAUUGAGUGUAUGUAAACUUCUGACCCACUGGGAAUGUGAUGAAAAAAAUAAAGUGGUGAUCCUAACUGACCUAAGACAGGGAAUUGUUACGAGGAUUAAAUGUCAGGAAUUGUGAAGAACUGAGUUUAAAUGUAUUUGGCUUAGGUGUGUGUAAACUUCAACUGUAAAUCUGAAAGAUUAUGUGAUCAAAAAACAAGACUAUUUUAACGAGCCCCGGCUCGGCUGACUGUCUAGCUCUGACUCCGCCCUUCCAAUCUGUCUCCCUCUAUGUACCUGUCUCCCUAGCCUCUGCUUCCUACUGUCCUGUCAUGAAAAAAAUGAAAUAAUGUUAGGAUUAUAUAUAUAUAUUUGAACAUACAAACUUGCCUCGUGAUAUGUUCCUUGUCCUGGUAUACAAUCAGGAAACUCUCCCUUUAGAAAUGUUCUGAAUCUUUAAAUUCCAAAUACAUAUGGUAUGGGCUCUGCUCUGCCUGCUGAAAUCAAUGUACAGUAAAACAAUCAAUGUAUACAAUGUAUAUUUCCAGGAGCCCAGCCUAACAAAGGAGUGAUACUGACCCAGCCGGGCAACCUGCGAUGUAAGAAGAUCCUCCACAUGGUUGGUCAGACGGACCCAAAGAAGAUCCAGGAGUCGGUCAAAGGAGCACUGCAAAUGUGUGCACAGAAUAACCUCACAUCCAUCUCCUUCCCUGCUCUCGGCACAGGUGAGUUACAAAACAGAACAGGAAUGAAUACUCAGGUACAAGGUUUAGAUAGCUGGCUAGACUACCUUACAGCAAUCUAAAAAUAUUUAGCUGACAUGGGCUACUUGAGUGACUGGCAUAACGUGGAAAACUUCUGAUACACUACCACAUUUCAAAAUUGCACCUUGCGUAUUCUAGUUUUCUAACUGUCAACACUAAGUUGAGACCACGACGGAGUUCCUAAAAAAUCAUGGUUAGAGAUUUCCUUCUUAUUCCUCUCUGAUUCCGGGAAUCUUCCAACCGGGAUUUUGGGAAAAAUCUGGGGAAAGUUAUUGGAAUUUUGCAACCCUAGUGAGAAUCCGUAGGAUUGAAGGAACAUGACUUGACCCGCUUGAAUACUAGCUGUUUGCUUUGUUUUUUUAUCUUUGCCUUCCACUAGACAGUAAAAGCUAACAGGCAUAUUCAGAUUCAGAAAAUCUUUAUUGUCUCAUUGCUGGGCAAUGUCUUGCAGCAAUAUAAUAUAAAUGUUGCAUGUUGUUGAACUUCAUAUCCACACUUGCUAGGUGUGGCAACUAGCCUGUUCUCUCAUUGAAGGUCAGGGUAAUGUACAGGCGGGCCAGGUGGCUGACGCCAUGUUGGAUGCUGUUGUGGAGGUGGUGGGUCAGAAGCCCCAAAACACACUACAGCUGGUCAGGAUGGUCAUCUUCCAGCCUGCCAUGCUCACAGAGUUCCACAAAUCUAUGGUGAAGAAGGAGGGCACAGGCGUUGACACUCAAGAGAAGGGGAGCAUCUGGGGAAAAAUGAAAUGUAAGAGCUACCUUAUUAUUUUGAUAAAGAAAGGAAAGGCCAGCACAUGGUAUAAUGCUGCUCCCCAGUGCUUUCUUCCUGCACCGGGAGAAAGCAUUGUGGAGCAGCAUUAUAUGUUACAAUGUGUUGGCCUUUCUUUACCCCCUUAUAUUUACUGUCACAUAUACCCAAACAAAGUUAACCGUAUUACUAGCUCCCAUUGAUUAAUACCCUAAGAUUUCAUCUAAAUAAUGUACUGUGUCCAAUAUUGGUACAGCAUUGUUCACCUGGCGUAAAGCUGACAUUUCACAAAAGGAUGAGGAUUUUGUCAUCGAGGGCCAGGAAGUACAUCCAGCUUUCUUCCACAUCUGCGGUGGCUCUCAGGCCAGAGUGGACCAAGCCAAGCAUUGGCUCGAGGACCUGAUCCUGAAGGAGCAAGUCAGCAACAGCAUCACCGAUGACGCCAUCCUCAACUUGUCUGACUCCGACCGCAAGCGCAUCCACGACAUGCAGACCACCAUGAGAGUGAGUGUGAGGAUAGAAUACAAUUCUUCCAGGGAGGAAGCUACGCUCACAAUCGAGGGCCUUAGCAAGGAUGUCCUCAACGCAGUCAACGAGAUCCAGGAGAUGCUGAGGAAGGCCAGGGACAAAGAGACCUUCAACAGGAACGUGGAAGUGGCCAGCAACAUAGUGGAGUGGCAGUAUCAGCAGCAGCAGCAGCAGCCAGGGGGGCAGUACCAGAGCUUUGACCCCAUCUCCAACUUCCAUCUGGAGCAGGCGCUGGAGAGGAAGGUGCCCCACGUAGAGGUCUCUGUCCAGGGGCAGAUGUACAAGGUCACCCUGCCUGACGGGCCUGCUACAGAUACCCAUGGCAACAGCCUCAAAAUCAGACGCAUCGACAAAUUUGCAGGUACUCUUCCCUUUGGUAUUGACAAUGCAUAUUUGUGUAUACCAUACAGUGUGAAUUUGUUAUUUUAACCAUACUUACCAAGGGGAUAAGCUAAGUUCCUUAUGUAUUAGUAUUAGAUACUUUGUCUGUUGUUCAUAGAAAUGUGCUUUACAUACAGAAAAUGCACUUUGUUUAGAAAUCCCCAACAAGAAGAUAAACAUUGCAUAGACAUAGCACCAUAUAUAGAAACAAUUAAUGAAGACCUCAGCUUAAGGACAUGAACUUUGUAUUCUGUGCUACUUCCAGCUCAACCCAUUGACAGUCUCCCUCAGCUUUGGGAUGCCAUGCCAGCAAACGCGUCAUGCCAUUCCUGCCUCAUUCAGCCAGGAAGCCCAGAGCACAAUGAAGUCUUAAAAUUGUUCCGAGCCACCUGCGCCAACAACGUUUUAAAGGUACCUGUUGUUCCUGAAGAUACAUCCAUUAUAGUUAUUGUUAUGUCUUGGGAUAUGCUGGGUGUUAUUAGUAUGGGUGUGGGAUGAUUUGUUCAUGUUCACUCGUCUGUUGGUCUCUUGAGAUCACAGGAUGUGCCAUAGGGGUGUGAUGUUUAAACACAUUUUAUUUAAUUAAAAUCACACAACUACCACUAACAGGUCCCAAUCAUCAUCAUAAAGGCAAAAAGAAAACUAAUGCAACAAUGUUGCAAGUAGGAGGAGACAUUGCAUCUAAUUAUUUGCCACAGAUCUAAAGCACUCUGAAUGUCAUCGUUGUUAACAGUUUGAAAAAUGGUAGAGACUGAAGCAGGAAAGUGACAGCUGUGAAGUCUGUAUGGUAAUACUUUGAGAAGUUAAAUGAGAAGGGGAUGAAAUGCAAACUUUGCGAGGUGGAAUUGAGGUACAUUGGCAGUACAGGUGCAGUGCUGAAGGGGAGGCACCGUGAGACCCAACCCAGUGCUGGCAGCAGUGAGAAAAUCACAAUUCUGAUUAGAGAAAUGAUUGUAGUUGAUAUCAAAUCAAAUCAAAUCGUAUUGGCCACAUGCGCCGAAUACAACAGGUGCAGAUAUUACAGUGAAAUGCUUACUUACAGCCCUUAACCAACAGUGCAUUUAUUUUUUAAUAAAAAAGUAAAAUAAAACAACAAAAAAGUGUUGAGAAGAAAAGAGCAGAAGUAAAAUAAAAUAACAGUAGGGAGGCUAUAUAUACAGGGGGGUACCGGUGCAGAGUCAAUGUGCGGGGGCACCGGCUAGUUGAGGUAGUUGAAGUAAUAUGUACAUGUGGGUAGAGUUAAAGUGACUAUGCAUAAAUAAUGAACAGAGUAGCAGCAGCGUAAAAAGAUGGGGUGGGGGGUGGGGGGGCAGUGCAAAUAGUCCGGGUAGCCAUGAUUAGCUGUUCAGAAGUCUUAUGGCUUGGGGGUAGAAGCUGUUGAGAAGUCUUUUGGACCUAGACUUGGCACUCUGGUACCGCUUGCCGUGCGGUAGCAGAGAGAACCGUCUAUGACUAGGGUGGCUGGAGUCUUUGACAAUUUUGAGGGCCUUCCUCUGACACCGCCUGGUAUAGAGGUCCUGGAUGGCAGGAAGCUUGGCCUCAGUGAUGUACUGGGCCGUACACAUUACCCUCUGUAGUGCCUUGCGGUCAGAGGCCGAGCAGUUGCCAUACCAGUCAGGAUGCUCUCGAUGGUGCAGCGCUAUAAUUUUUUGAGGAUCUGAGGACCCAUGCCAAAUCUUUUCAGUCUCCUGAGGGGGAAUAGGCUUUGUCGUGCCCUCUUCACGACUGUCUUGGUGUGUUUGGACCAUGAUAGUUCGUUGGUGAUGUGGACACCAAGGAACUUGAAGCUUUCAACCUGUUCCACUACAGCCCCGUCGAUGAGAAUGGGGGCGUGCUCAGUCCUCUUUUUUUUCCUGUAGUCCACAAUCAUCUCCUUUGUCUUGGUCACGUUGAGGGAGAGGUGGUUAUCCUGACACCACACGGCCAGGUCUCUGACCUCCUCCCUAUAGGCUGUCUCAUCGUUGUCGAUGAUCAGGCCUACCACUGUUGUGUCGUCGGCAAACUUAAUGAUGGUGUUGGAGUCGUGCCUGGCCAUGCAGUCAUGGGUGAACAGGGAGUACAGGAGGGGACUGAGCACGCACCCCUGAGGGGCCCCUGUGUUGAGGAUCAGUGUGGCAGAUGUGUUGUUACCUACCCUUACCACCUGGGGGCGGCCCGUCAGGAUGUCCAGGAUCCAGUUGCAGAGGGAGGUGUUUAGUCCCAGGGUCCUUAGCUUAGUGAUGAGCUUUGAGGGCACUAUGGUGUUGAAUGCUGAGCUGUAGUCAAUGAAUAGCAUUCUCACGUAGGUGUUCCUCUUGUCCAGGUGGGAAAGGGCAGUGUGGAGUGCAAUAGAGAUUGCAUCAUCUGUGGAUCUGUUGGGGCGGUAUGCAAAUUGGAGUGGGUCUAGGGUUUCUGGGAUAAUUGUGUUGAUGUGAGCCAUGACCAGCCUUUCAAAGCACUUCAUGGCUACAGACGUCAGUGCUACGGGUCGGUAGUCAUUUAGGCAGGUUAUCUUAGUGUCCCUGGGCACGGGGACUAUGGUGGUCUGCUUGAAACAUGUUGGUAUUACAGACUCAGUCAGAGACAUGUUGAAAAUGUCAGUGAAGACACUUGCCAGUUGGUCAGCACAUGCUCGGAGUACACGUCCUGGUAAUCCGUCUGGCCCUGCGGCCUUGUGAAUGUUGACCUGUUUAAAAGUCUUACUCACAUCGGCUACGGAGAGGGUGAUCACAUAGUCAUCCGGAACAGCUGGUGCUCUCAUGCAUGCUUCAGUGUUGCUUGCCUCGAAGCGAGCAUAGAAGUGGUUUAGCUCGUUUGGAAGUCUUGUGUCACUGGGCAGCUUGCGGCUGUGCUUCCCUUUGUAGUCUGCAAUAGUUUUCAAGCCCUGCCACAUCCGAUGAGCGUCAGAGCCGGUGUAGUACGAUUCAAUCUUAGUCCUGUUUUGACUCUUUGCCUGUUUGAUGGUUCGUCGGAGGGCAUAGCGGGAUUUCUUAUAAGCGUCCGGGUAAGAGUCCCGCUCCUUGAAAGCGGCAGCUCUACUCUUUAGCUCAGUGCAGAUGUUGCCUGUAAUCCAUGGCUUCUGGUUGGGGUAUGUACGUACGGUCACUGUGGGGAUGACAUCAUCGAUGCACUUAUUGAUGAAGCCAGUGACUGAUGUGGUGUACUCCUCAAUGCUAUCUGAAGAAUCCCGGAACAUGUUCCAGUCUGUGCUAGCAAAACAGUCCUGUAGCUUAGCAUCUGCGUCAUCUGACCACUUUUUUAUUAACCGAGUCACUGGUGCUUCCUGCUUUAGUUUUUGCUUAUAAGCAGGAAUCAGGAGGAUAGAGUUAUGGUCAGAUUUGCCAAAUGGAGGGCGAGGGAGAGCUUUGUAUGCGUGUCUGUGUGUGGAGUAAAGGUGGUCUAGAGUUUUAUUUCCUCUGGUUGCACAUUUAACAUGCUGGUAGAAAUUAGGUAGAACAGAUUUAAGUUUCCCUGCAUUAAAGUCCCCGGCCACUAGGAGCGCUGCCUCUGGAUGAGCGUUUUCCUGUUCACUUAUGGCCUCAUACAGCUCAUUCAGUGCAAUCUUAAUGCCAGCAUUGGUUUGUGGUGGUAAAUAGACAGCUAUGAAAAAUAUAGAUGAAAACUCUCUUGGUAAAUAGUGUGGUCUACAGCUUAUCAUGAGAUACUCUACCUCAGGCGAGCAAAACCUCGAGACUUCCUUAGUAUUUGAUUUUGUGCACCAGCUGUUGUUUACAAAUAUACACAGACCGCCACACCUUGUCUUACCGGAGUCAGCCGUUCUAUCCUGCCGAUGUAGCGUAUAGCCCGCUAGCUGUAUGUUGUCCAUGUCGUCGUUCAGCCACGACUCGGUGAAACAUAAGAUAUUACAGUUUUUAAUGUCCCGUUGGUAGGAUAACCGUAAUCUUAGGUCAUCCAAUUUAUUCUCAAAUGAUUGAACGUUGGCUAAUAGGAUUGAUGGAAGAGGCAGUUUACUCGCUCGCCGUCGGAUCCUUACAAGGCACCCCGACCUACGUCCACGAUAUCUCCGUCUCUUUCUCAUGCGAAUGACGGGGAUUUGGGCCUUGUCGGGUGUCUGUAGGAUAUCCUUUGCGUCCGACUUGUUGAAGAAAAAUGAUUCAUCCAAUACGAGGUGAGUAAUCGCUGUCCUGAUAUCCAGAAGCUCUUUUUGGUUAUAAGAGACGAUGGCAGAAACAUUAUGUACAGAAUAAAUUACAAAUAACGCGGAAAAACACACAUAAUAUUACAAUUGGUUAGAGUGCUGUAAAACGGCAGCCAUCUUCUCCGGCGCCGUUCUCAUUUGUAGCCAUUGUCAAUGGGAGAGGAUGUCGGCAUCAAUACCCUAAUGGAAUAUCUAGAACCAACGGCAUUGCUGAGUGGGUGGAGGACAGUAGGAAGGUGAGUGCUGUCUGGUAGAGGCCUGUACUGUGGUAGAUUGAAGUUCAUUGCCCCCUAGUAGGGGUCACACACAGGACCAUAUCUGAAUUAUGAAUUCAUGUCACUGUAUGAUUGACAAAAAACUUUAAAUGAGAAAAAAUUGUUAUGAAUUGUUUAACAUUUGUCACAUCCCUAAUCUGCCAUAUGAAAUGGUUAGUUUAUUAUAGGCUUUAAUUCUUAGUAUUUGGUUAGGCAGUUGGAAUAACAAUGAAGCCCCAAACAGCUCCGCUAGUCUUCCUGGUAGCUAGCUAUUUAAAAAAAAAAAAAUUUGGCCCACAUUGGCGAUGAAUCAUCUAAAAACUAAGAAUUAUGGAAUGUAUGAAGGACACAUUUUAGAGUCUAUUAAUGGCAGAUUAAUAAUUAUUUUCCCCUGAUUUAUUUCAGAUUGAGAGGAUCCAGAACCCAAGCCUGUGGAGGAACCUCCAGAUCAAGAAGGAUGAAAUGGAGCUCAGGAACGGUCAUAAGAACAACGAGAAGAGGCUCUUCCAUGGAAUGUGCCACACUACCAUCAAUCACAUCAACCACCAUGGCUUCAAUCGGAGCUACGCUGGGAAAAAUGGUAAGAUACACAUACUAGGCUUGUGCCGAUCUGGCCAUACUCGUAUUCGCAAUCGUAUCCUUAAAUUGACAGUUGAUAGUCGGAAAAACAGAAGUGUUUUAAAAUGCCUAAAUAGAGGUUGGCAAUAUACCUUAUCAUGUACCUGUGCGUUUCUAGACCAGGAAAGCUGCAGAUCAGAAGCAGCAGAUGUUUGUGUGUUCUUAACUUGCAGCAGGCAUUCUGAGCGCACAUCAGCGUUCUAUCUUUUUUUCCUACCCUCGCUCCACUUACAUAUUAUGCACAGUGAUAGUUUGUUAGCAAACAUCCUCGCCAUUUGAUUUACCAUAGUAGCAGCAGGCAGUAGCAAUAUAAAUGGAGCAAAACAUGCAAGGUGACUGCUGAAGUGAGUAAACGGAAGUACAGCUGCGCUCUAUCCAAUUGUAUCACUAGGAUCAACCUAAAUGUCUUUACAGACAGCAGAACUAGCCAGUUGAGUUAUUUAGAGCAUGCAGUACCUCUCACACAUGAAAGAGUUGCGUGCUGGCAGUUGAAAAUGACUUAUAUUCUGAUCAUGGAUAAUUACAAAAAAUACUCGUAUCAUAGGGCCUCCCGAGUGGCGCAGCGGUCUAAGGCACUGCAUCGCAGUGCUUGAGGUGUCACUACAGACCCGGGUUUGAUCCCAGGCUGUGUCACAACCGGCCGUGACCGGGAGUCCCAUAGGGCGGCGCACAAUUGUCCGGGUUAGGGGAGGGUUUGGCCGAGGGGGCUUUACUUGGCUCAUCGCACUCUAGCGACUCCUUGUGGCGGGCCGGGCGCCUAAAGGCUGACGUCAGUUGAACAGUGUUUCCUCUGACACAUUGGUGCUUCCGGGUUAAGCGGGAGGGUGUUAAGGAGUGCGGUUUGGCGGGUCAUAUUUCAGAGGACGCAUGACUCGACCUUCACCUCUCCCAAACCCGUUGCAGCGAUGAGACAAGAUCGUAAUUGAAAUUGGGAUAAAAAAAUACAUACUUGGAUCAUAAUCGUAUCAGGAAAAUACCUAAUAUUUUACGAUACUUGUUUCGUUUGAGUGCUCGGCACACCCCUAAUACAUAAACAUGGACAAGAAGCCUGUUCGCAGAUCUGUUUGUGCUAUCUUGCCUACUCCUAUGGUCAUUGGUAAAAGCCACAUGUAAACAUUUUCAUUCUCAUUUACUCAGUCUUGUCUCUGCAAUGGUCUAAAAUCUAAACUAUAAUAUUUUCAGCUGCAAUGUAUGGAAACGGCACAUAUUUUGCUGUUUCUGCCAGCUACUCUGCCAGUAACACAUACUCAAGACCAGAUCCACAAGGACAGAAGUUUAUGUAUCUCUGUCGAGUUCUGACUGGAGAUUUCACAACCGGACGACAGGGGAUGAUAGUGCCUCCAGCUAAAAACACUACAACUGCUCAACUCUAUGACAGCGUGACGGACAACCCAUCAAGGCCAUCCAUGUUCAUUGUAUUCAACGACAUUCAGGCAUAUCCUGAGUACUUGAUCACUUUCCGCUAG